AUCUUAGCGUUUUUUCUAACCUUCACACUGCUACGCUCUCCUCCUCUCCUCCUUUCUUUGUGCAUACUCUGUUUUCAACUUCACUUCUUCUUCUUCUUCUUCUUCUUCUCUGUUUCUUUUGCCAACAAUGGGGAGAGCCACGAGAUGGCUGAAGAACUUGUUUGGGAUUAAGAAAGAAAAACAACCCACCACCGAAAAUUCCACCUCCGCCUUCAACAAGGAUAACAACCCCACUUCUAAUUUCGUCGGAGACGCCCAACUCUGCAACAAUCCGGCUACAAUACCGCCCAAUUUAUCCGCCGCGGAGGCCGCUUGGCUCAAAUCCUUCUACUCUGAAACAGAGAAGGAACAGAGCAAGCACGCUAUAGCAGUCGCUGCAGCCACUGCUGCUGCUGCUGACGCUGCGGUUGCUGCAGCACAAGCUGCCGUGGCUGUCGUCCGGCUCACUAGCCAUGGGCGAGGUACUAUGUUCGGCGGCGGCCGAGAGAGAUGGGCCUCUGUCAAGAUUCAAACUUGCUUCAGAGGGUUUCUGGCGAGAAAAGCACUGAGAGCGCUUAAAGGACUGGUGAAAUUACAGGCGCUUGUGAGAGGAUAUUUGAUUCGUAAACAAGCAACGGCAACUCUUCAUAGUAUGCAAGCUUUAAUCAGAGCUCAAGCCACCGUUCGAUCUCAGAGAACUCGCAGGAGUGAGCACACAGCUUCAGUACACAGCAGAAGGCUUUCAUCUUCUUUUGACAACACACCAUUUACAGCGCUUGAAGAAAGCCCCAAAAUCGUUGAAAUGGACACCGGCCGACCAAAAUCCUGGUCACGCCGGACGAACACGUCGGCGUCAGAAUUUGGCGACGACCCAUUUCACCAAACGUUGUCGUCUCCACUUCCCUGUCGAACUCCGUCGCGUUUGCAGAUUCCUGAUUGCCGGCACGAUUCUGACUGGGGUCUCACUGGCGACGAGUGCCGCUAUAUCUCGACAGCGCAGAGCACUCCACGAUUCGUCAGCUCCGGCAGAUCCAAUGGCCCUCCGACGCCAGCGAAGAGCAUGUGUGCUGAUAAUUUCUUCAGAGGGUACUUGAAUUUCCCAAAUUACAUGGCGAAUACUCAAUCAUUUAUGGCGAAAUUGAGGUCCCAGAGUGCUCCGAAACAGAGGCCGGAGCCAGGCUCGAAGAAGAGGCUUUCGUUGAAUGAAUUAAUGGAAUCGAGAAGCAGCCUUAGUGGGGUUCGAAUGCAGAGGUCUUGUUCGCAGGUACAAGAAGCCAUUAAUUUCAAGAAUGCUGUGAUGAGCAAACUGGAUAGACCAUCGGAAUUCAACAACUUGCAGAGAAGAUCAUGAACAAUUUGAAAUUGGUUCCCUAAACUUCACUCUCAUUAAAUCCCUUCCUCUGUUCCCGAUGUUUAGAAUUUUGUAAGUUACAUCAUUGAAUCAACUGCCCAAUGCAAGUGGUUUAGAUUAAAGUUAAUGAACCAGUUUCUUCCCGUUUUCA
This is a messenger RNA of Cucurbita maxima (winter squash), 1481 nucleotides long. RefSeq names its product protein IQ-DOMAIN 14-like. The transcript has 2 exons. The record is from RefSeq and is a predicted model, not a curated record. The coding region runs from base 128 to 1330 and encodes 400 amino acids. Gene Ontology annotation, molecular function: protein binding. NCBI's taxonomy places the organism in Eukaryota, Viridiplantae, Streptophyta, Magnoliopsida, Cucurbitales, Cucurbitaceae.